Molecule: messenger RNA, 783 nt
Organism: Dioszegia hungarica
Lineage: Eukaryota; Fungi; Basidiomycota; Tremellomycetes; Tremellales; Bulleribasidiaceae
Exons: 1
Coding region: 1-783 (260 amino acids)
Source: RefSeq, a predicted model, not a curated record
AUGCAGCCUGUCCCAGCCUACACUCCACCAGCCCUACCCCCCGUGGCUCCCGCGCCAGCUGAGAUACCCGGCCCAAACGAGCAAGGCCGGACUCUCGCCUUAUCCGCCCUCGACCCUCCUAUCGCCCCCUUGGACUCCAUUUUACCACUCACGUCCAUCCACCCCCUGCAGCAUCAACCGACCGCGCCCCGACUGAUCUCCGUCGCGCUACCCUUGACGCCCUAUCCCGAUCCGGACCACCAGAGUGCUUCACACUCCCUGCCGACCGACGCUCACACCCACGCACACAACCCGCGAACAGGCCACUCCCCUCCUCCAUCCGACGCCCACUCAACCGGCAGCCUGACCGUCCGUCCCGCCUUCCUCAACUCCCAACAAUCCACCCUUCGGCCACUCCGAGCCGGUCUGCUACCCACUUGGCGCCUCGCUCAGGCCCAACAGGCCGAAGGCCGGAAAUCAUCCUGGCAAGAGACCGACAGCAAUACCGCCCGCCCGGCCGGUUUGCCGCACUGGAUAAGCAAUUCCGGCGGGGUGCGGCAGGUCGAUGAGGUGGAUGCGGAGAUGUGUGUCUUGUGUGGGCGCGAAAGGGGUCGGUCAGAGGUGACGAUAAAGCAGUUUCAGCUGGGUGCGGGGAUUGCGGGCUUGAUGGCCGGGGUGGAGGGCGGCGGUGAGGAGAAGGAAGGGGAGAAGGAUGAUGGAUUGGGACGAUGGAUGGUUUGCAAAGAUACGGCGAGCUGCGAUGCGGCCGUCAAGCAGGCGUUCUUGGACGAGGACGAGCAGUAG